This is a messenger RNA of Laetiporus sulphureus 93-53, 1384 nucleotides long. RefSeq lists its product as uncharacterized. NCBI's taxonomy places the organism in Eukaryota, Fungi, Basidiomycota, Agaricomycetes, Polyporales, Laetiporaceae. The transcript is spliced from 7 exons. Bases 42 to 1310 code for a protein of 422 amino acids. The record is from RefSeq and is a predicted model, not a curated record.
GCGGGUGACUCAUCGAUGUGAGUGUAUUGAUUGUGUCUGCAAUGGCACAGUUCAAUCACAACCCUACGGGAAAGAAUCAACAUGGAGAGAAACUCAAAGCGGAUGACCCGGUUCUCAAAGAGGCACUUGAAAAGUACCAUCACGAGAGGCUCACCGAUAGCAAGAAGAUCGCGAAGCGUCUGGCUGCUGAGUAUCAAAUACACAUGAGUUGGUAUACGGUACGGCGGAGACGGAAGGAACUAGGUCUUAUGGGCAGCGGCGUGACAACCAAGGCUUUGCCGCUGCAUGAGCGUACGCAGUUGGUUGUAUCCCAAAUGGACAAGGAUCCCGCUCGUCACCAAGGCAAAGACACCAUCAUGAGGAAGAUCGCGUUCGAGCAUGGUGUACACUUGACCCGUGACUUCGUCUCUGAGAUCAUGCAUCAACAUGAUGCAGAGGGCUUCGAGAUGCGGAACCCUACUGCUAAGAAGAUUCAUAGCUCCCCAAAACGUCCGAUUGGUAUCCAUGAGAGGUGGGCUGGAGAUGGUCAUGACAAGCUGUACAAGAUCGGCUUCCCCAUAUGGGCAGUUCUUGAUGGUGCAACCGGAAAGUGGCUCGGAGCUUGGAUAGUUCCUAGCAAUCAUAUGGGGAACAUCAUUGCCUAUCUGUUUCUUUGCUUGGUGGAAAAGUACGGCGGCAUACCGCUGCAAUUCACAACUGUUUGUGGCUCAGAAACAACUGCUCUGCAUGGAUUGGUCGAUGCUUUGCGGUCAAUCUCUCAUGAGGAACUCGACAAUCAGCAACUUCCUGCAGAUGUUUACCUUCGCAGUGUGCACAACAUCACCAUAGAACACUCGUGGCUUCGACUUCGACUUGACUUUGGCGAUAACGCUGUGACCCACUUCAACAGAGGCCUGCAGGAUGGCAUAUAUAAUGCAGAGGAUCCUGAGCAAUUCCAAUUGUGUCAGUGGCUGUGGUCACGCCUUCUCCGGCAGGAACUGCAAAACUUCAAAGAUUUUCACAAUGCUGCACGGAUGCGGAAAGACAAGAAGAAGCCCGGCCCAUCUGGAAUGUCCCGCAAUGAGGCAUUCUCACUGCACGAGGAGUGGGGGGGUAAGAACUGUCUCGUCAAAGUCGAUGUGGCCGUUGUUGCUGAGAUCAAGGCCACCAUGGGUGGUGAUCAGAUCCUUGAUUUUGUUUCCGCAGAGUAUGCGCACAUAGCACAGGUCGCAUAUGAUACAUUAGGGAUAGUUGAGUUGACUUUCGAGAAUGUCUGGGAUACCUUCUCGGCCCUUCUGCCUCUUGUUCACAUGGAUUUCCAUUCUGUAUGAGUCUCGGUGAUGUGCCGGACAAGCAUGUAGAAGAAUAUUAUACAAUUCAUUGCUCGUAUUCGGUCAAACAGUGC